This is a messenger RNA of Gadus macrocephalus (Pacific cod), 2922 nucleotides long. RefSeq names its product eukaryotic elongation factor 2 kinase (gene eef2k). Lineage: Eukaryota; Metazoa; Chordata; Actinopteri; Gadiformes; Gadidae. The record is from RefSeq and is a predicted model, not a curated record. Gene Ontology annotation, biological process: protein phosphorylation. Gene Ontology annotation, molecular function: elongation factor-2 kinase activity; calcium ion binding; ATP binding. Bases 237 to 2513 code for a protein of 758 amino acids. The transcript has 19 exons.
CGUACAACCCAAGUGAUACGUGCAGAGCUUCGAUGGGGCUGUGGUGGAUUGUAGAAAGAAUUGCAGCGUGCCCUGAGAUUCUGGGACCCCCUGGUUACUUUGGAGAACCCCCAUCCAUUCUGAUCUGAAUCGAUCCACCAGCCCCUUCUUCGUAGAUCUCAGUCUACACCAGACAAAGUUGUCUACCUGCUAAAUCCAUCCACACUCUCCAUCUGUAAACAACCCAGCACAGCGUCAUGGCGGAUGAGCUCAUGUUUAGCAUGGAGGAGGAGGGCAGUGCCACGAGACCCCAAGUUCCAGGGAAGACCCCAAGCCAGAGGAACGCCUCUCAAAGGGUCUGCCCUGCCAGCGACACUGAUGAGGAUGAUGAUGAAGACUUCGUCCUCUACCCUAUCCUGGGCGAUCCAAAUAAGGAUAUCGUCGACUACCUCCAGAAUCUGGUUGUCAACAAACAGCUGUCAACCUCCCUGCCAAAGAAUGACUUUUUGUACAAGAGUGAGGCCGAGCCGUUGUCAGUGUCUCAGCCCCAAUCAGGCACGCCUGUUUCUGAGCAUGCAAGGGCAGCGUGGAAACAUGCCAUCGAGAAGGCCAAAGCCAUGCCUGACCCCUGGGCUGAGUUCCACCUGGAGGAGAAGAAGACAGAGCUGUGCACACGCUACAGGUACAACGCUGUCACAGGGGAAUGGGCCCAAGACGAAGUCCAUAUAAAAAUGGCGGCCCAGCCCUUUGGACGCGGCGCCAUGAGAGAAUGCUUCAGGACGAAGAAGCUGUCCAACUUCUCCCACAGCAACAACUGGAAGUCGGCCGCCAACUACGUGGCCAAGAGCUACAUGCAGCCGGUGGAGCGGGACGUCUACUUUGAGGACGUGCGGCUGCAGAACGAGGCCAAGCUGUGGGGCGAGGAAUACAACCGCCACCGCCCGCCCAAACAGGUGGACAUCAUGCAGAUGUGUGUGGUUGAGGUCACCAGCAGGCCCGGCAAGCCCGUCUUCCACCUGGAGCACUACAUAGAGGGCAAGUACAUCAAGUACAACUCCAACUCGGGCUUCGUCAGGGACGACAACAUACGCCUCACGCCCCAGGCCUUCAGCCACUUCACAUUCGAGCGCUCGGGCCACCAGCUGAUCGUGGUGGACAUCCAGGGGGUGGGGGACCUCUACACGGACCCCCAGAUCCACACAGAGAGGGGCGACGACUUUGGAGAUGGAAAUCUGGGUGUGCGGGGCAUGGCGCUGUUCUUCCACUCUCACCUGUGUAACAAGAUCUGCAAGAGCAUGGGCCUGACGCCUUUUGAUCACUCCUCUUCUGAGAAGGCCCAGCUGGACGGCACCAACAAAUUACUUCGGUCGGCCGAGACGGUGCUGAGGGGCUGUGAGGAGCAGUGCGGGUCUCCCCGCGUGCGCACCUUCUCCGGGUGCCGCGUCCCCCCGCUGCUCUCCCGACUGUCGGAGACCUCGUCCGCCGACGACAGCGUGAGCGAAGGCGGCGACUCGGUGCCCUGCUCCCCCCACUUCAUGCCCUGCUCCCCCAUGGCCGUCCCCAGCUCCAUGGGCAGGUCCCCCAGCGGUACGUCCUACAACAGCAACGAUGAUCAAGAGAGAUACGGCAACAGCAACACAAAUGAUAACCAGGGGUCGGAGAGCGGUGGAGACAGCGGUUACCCCAGCGAGCGGAGGAGUGACGGGGAUCCCCCGGAUCACGUAGACGGGGCCAAUCAGCGCCUCCAGCGAAACUAUUCCGAGUCGGACGAGGACAGUGUCAGACGGCUGACAGAAGAGAAGUGGAGCUUCUACCAUACUGCUAGAGCUCAUAUCCACCGUUCGUCGUGCGUGGCCGUUGAGAUGGAGAGGCUCAACUCUGCCCUGCAGGAGAGGAAGAUUGGACAGUCCGUCCUGGGCAAGGUCCACCUGGCCAUGGUUCACUACCACGAGUCGGGCCGCUUCUGUGAGAAGGACGAGCCCUGGGACAAGGACUCUGCGCUGUACCACCUGGAGCGGGCCUCCAUGUGCGGGGAGCUGCAGGCCAUCGUAGCCCUGGGUCAGUGCUACAUGCAGCUGCCCCACCACAUCCUGACCAACGUCCAGCUGGAGGAUAACGCAGGGAACAAGAUGAAGGGCUUCAAAUACCUGAUCCAGGCGGCCAAGGCUGGGGACAGACACUGUAUGAUCAUGGUGGCCAGGGCCUUCGACACCGGACUCAACCUGUCAGCCGACAGAAAGCAGGACUGGGCGGAAGCUGUUUUCUGGUACGCCAGUGCCCUAGACAUGUGUGAGGAUGAUGAGGGGGGAGACUUUGAUGGGCUGCAGGAUGACCCGCGCUACAUGGUCCUCGCAAGGGAGGCCGAGAUGUACCAAGAGGGGGGCUUCAACCUCACCGCAGACCCCCAGAAAGCAGGCGAUCUGUUUACCGAGGCUGCAGAGGCGGCCAUGGAGGCGAUGAAAGGGCGGCUGGCCAACCAGUAUUACAUGAAGGCGGAGGAGGCUUGGGCACUGAUCGAGGAGGAGGAGGAGUAGGGAGAAGGCGGACGAAUGCAUCUCAUUUGAUAAUGCAUGUUUUUAUUUAACAAAAAAACAACACAAAGGGGAAAAGAGUCAACUGAUAUGGCUUCAAUGUUUACAGUGUUCAAGUUUUUUUGUAAUAGGUUCAAUGCCUUUUAUUUUCUCAAACUGACAAAUUCUCAGAUCUGUGUUUUUCUCAAAAAAUCAUAUAUCCCUGCCUGGUUUUGACAGGAGAAUGUAUGUAUAGCGACAAGAUACCUGGUUCUUCAAAUGUUUUCUAUGCAAGAACGGAGAAGCAUAAAUAAUUGUCUGCAUGUCACUUAAACAGCUAACGUUUUGUUAAAUAAUGUUUUGCAUGGAUGCACUUGAUUGGGAUUAUUGGUUUAUUUGUAAAAAAUAAAGUUUUUUCGGCUUUAAUAUUCAA